Messenger RNA from Paramuricea clavata, 992 nucleotides. NCBI's taxonomy places the organism in Eukaryota, Metazoa, Cnidaria, Anthozoa, Malacalcyonacea, Plexauridae. The record is from the annotation of a GenBank genome assembly.
AUGCACCCGUUGGAGGCCCCAGCACUUAUGCAGUAUGGUGAAGUGGUUCGGGAUUUGGCUGCUCAGGCAGGUAAUUGCCAAUUCUAUGACACCCAGUUUCGCUAUUUGAAUGCUACCCUAGUUAGGUGGAUAUGAUGUGCAUGUUGUUUCUUUGUUACAUAAUGGUUUUACCUGGGGUUUUCCCCUACAUUUUUCUGGUGAACGUAUUUCUUUUUGUUCCAAAAAUCUUUUAGGUAGUCAGUGUUUAACUUGAUAAGGACCAGAUGAUCGUGAUACGCGGAAAAGUACUGGCACUAGUUGUCAAAUAGAAAUCCAUUUUAUGAUUAAAACAACUGAAUAUCUCCUGUAAUAUACUUUAUUUCGAUUCCAUAUUUUUGUCAGAGCUAUAGUUCUCAUAACCAAACAUAAUUACAAAAUUUCAACUAGUUUCAUAAAGAAUAACGAAAGAUAUAAUUGACUGAAUACAUCAAAAUGGAUUUCUAUUCGGACAACCCUUUCUGAGCGCUGAUUGGCUAAAAUACGAACUCGAGAUCACCUGGGAGUUAACAGCUAAUAGAAUUGCUGGACCUAUUCAAGAACCUCCUUUUCAUAAUUUUCGAGUUUCCCCUUUGGGCGUUGUGCCACAGAAAACACCUGGGGAAUUUCGUCUAAUCCACCAUUUGUCUUUUCCUCAAGGGGCAUCGAUACAUGACGGUAUUUCAUCUGAGCAUACUGUGGUGUGUUACAGUCGAGUUGACGAUGCAAUUUCUAUGAUCAAAAAGCUAAGAAAAAGUUGUUUUCUUGCAAAAACAGAUAUCAAAAAUGCAUUUCAUAUCAUUUCUAUAUGCCCCCAGGAUUAUGAUCUUCUGGGAAUUUUUUGGCAAGGAGAAUUCUAUUAUGACCGUGCCAUGCCGAUGGGAUGUGCAUCAUCCUGUCGGAGAUUUGAAAUGUUUAGCACUGCAAUGGGUUGUCCAGAAACAUUUGAACAUUGCGCACCUUAUCCACAUUCUUGA